AUGCCACUAGUAAAGAGGAGCAUUGAGCCCAGGCACCUGUGCAGAGGAGCCCUGCCUGACCGAGUCUCCAGUGAGCUUGAGUGUGUCACCAACAGCACCCUGGCAGCCGUCAUCAAACAGCUUGGCAGCCUCAGUCGUCAUGCAGAAGAUGUGUUCGGGGAGCUGUUUAAAGAAGCGAACACUUUCUGCUUGCGCAUGAGUCACCUGCAGGAGCGCGUAGACCUGCUGGCUGUUAAAGUCACCCAGUUGGACUCCACCGUGGAAGAAGUCUCGCUGCAGGACAUCAACAUGAGGAAGGCGUUUAAGAGCUCUACCACUCAGGAUCAGCAGGUGGUGUCGCGUGCCUCCAUCCCCAACCCUGUUAUGGAGAUCUAUCAGUGUGGAGACAAGCCUCCACCACUCAAUAUCCUCACUCCAUACAGAGAUGAUAAGAAGGAUGCUCUGAAGUUUUACACAGACCCGUCAUAUUUCUUCAACCUCUGGAAGGAGAAAAUGCUGCAAGCCACAGAGGACAAGAGGAAAGAGAAGAGACGCCAGAAGACGAGCGGUCCAGCCCAGGCUCACUCGGCCCAGUCUAAGUCCCUGGCCAGGCAGGCCGCUCCCAGAAGCCCCCUCAUCUACUCUGAGCAACAGAAGCAGGUGGAGGAACCAGGUCGUGAGGUGAAGAAGGUUCGGAAGGCUCGGAACCGCAGGCAGGAAUGGAACGUGCUGGCCUACGACAAAGAAUUUCGCCCCGAUGCCCGCUUUACACCCUCCCCGUACCACGGCAUGUCGUCAGAGGGCUCGCUAUCCCCUGACAACAGGUCAGUGUUAUCAGAUGUAGGUGAGCACUCGUACCCUGGCAGCCCAAACCGACCUGCACAACACACACCAGCAAGCAGCACUCACUCCACCACGGAUGGUAAGGAGCUCAUCCUCACUCCCACCCAGACCCAGACACUGCAGCGAGGCUACCGGCCCAUUGGCACCCUGUCCACUCCGGCUGGGAGAGACACCCUGGGUAGAAUCCAGCCCUCACACACAACCCCGCCCACUGACCCCACCCUCAACGGCCCUCGCCCAGCUCAAGCUAAAGACUACAGCACUCAACAGUCCCAGCACUCUGAGUUCUUCAUCCCUCCUGCUCCUCCUCCUCCACCUCCUCCCGUCAUCCCCUCAGCUCAGACAGCCUUUGACAGCCCGACUGCUCCCUCCUCUUCCUCCUCCCUUCCUGUCAGCACUAUGGCCGCCUUGUCCCGCCCCUACGGCUCUUCUCCUCCCGCAGCUCCUCCACCACCUCCAGCAGGACCCCCGACACACACACACCCGCUCGCACACAGCCUGCCUCCAGCCCCGGCUGAGAUAGUGGCCCCCAGGAAGGCUCAGGUGCCCCUGGUCCCCAUGAGCGAUGCCAGGAGUGACCUACUAGCUGCCAUACGCCGAGGAAUCCAGUUAAGGAAAGUGCAGGAGCAGAGGGAGCUGGAGGCUAAGAAGGAGCCUGUGGGCAAUGAUGUGGCCACAAUUCUGUCACGCCGCAUCGCUGUGGAGUACAGCGAAUCAGACGAGGACUCUGAGCUGGACGAAAACGAGUGGUCCGAUUGA
Molecule: messenger RNA, 1581 nt
Organism: Neoarius graeffei (lesser salmon catfish)
Lineage: Eukaryota; Metazoa; Chordata; Actinopteri; Siluriformes; Ariidae
Exons: 9
Coding region: 1-1581 (526 amino acids)
Biological process (GO): actin cytoskeleton organization; positive regulation of Arp2/3 complex-mediated actin nucleation
Cellular component (GO): cytoskeleton
Molecular function (GO): Arp2/3 complex binding; protein kinase A regulatory subunit binding; actin binding
Source: RefSeq, a predicted model, not a curated record